Molecule: messenger RNA, 2199 nt
Organism: Armigeres subalbatus
Lineage: Eukaryota; Metazoa; Arthropoda; Insecta; Diptera; Culicidae
Exons: 3
Coding region: 436-1929 (497 amino acids)
Source: RefSeq, a predicted model, not a curated record
AAUAGAUGCACUGGCAAAGGGUCCGGUACUCAGCACCAGACUGACGCGACGAUCAGUGCAGUUUUCAACCGCCGUCGGUCUCCCAUGUCUGGUUCGCGCGUGACAUAUACGACGAAGUGUAACUUUCUAAUUGCUGUUCUCCUCAUUCUUCGCCAGUGAAUAUUAUUGAGAAUCAUAUUUCUCGCCACAAUUGGAGAUCAGCGAACUUUCGCCACGCAUUCCUACCGUUAUAUAACGCUUGAACUUGGAGAUCACCAGUUUGCAAUCCGCAUUAACAGUUUACGGACGCAUGCGCCUCGUCGCGUCUAUUUUUGUUUAGAUUCUAUAGGCGGAACGAUAUAUCCGAAAAUUUUCUUCGUCAAGCUGACGCGGCUGGCAUGUUGUUUACUACGAUUGUAUAGUAUAGGAAGUCGCAAUAACAGCUAAUCGUGAAAAAUGUCCAGAAAAUUACCCGUCCGAACGCUCGGGGAGAUCGCGCUUGCUGAAGUGGCUGGAUCCAUAGUCGGGGCUAUCGGCAAUAUGCUCCAGACGACUUAUAACUUCGGAGUGGAACCGGAUUUCACCUUUCUUAUGGUGGAGAUUAAGUCAUACAUGGAGACGAUGGGCGCCACCAGUGCUAUCUACGAAGACCUGCUGCGGGUGAUCCUCUGCUCGGACUCAUUGGAGGCAGUGAUUCGGUUCUGCUGCCUGCAGACUCUACUCAACGAAGCAGUACAUACCUUGAUGACGGAAAUCUUUCCAUUCGCCUACUAUGAGCGAAUACUGCAGGUGAUCGCUGCUCAGGGUAGAGGCUUACGACAACUUAAUAUGAAAGGCGUGUGGGUUAAGGAAGAGUUCAUGUGCUUCAUGUACGAGAUCAUCAAGCAUCUACCGCACUUGACCAAGCUUACGAUUCCACAUAUCGCAAACGACAAUCUUCUGAAGCACAUAAGUGAUUACUGUAAGAAUAUUCGACAGCUGGAUAUCAGCGGUGAAACAGACAUAACUGAUGUUGGAUUGGAAUACCUCAGCUUCGGUGAGUCUAAAAACAACCUAAUUGUGCUCGAUAUCGGUACUCUGGGUGAGGAAAAUGUCUGUCAUACAGAUAUUGCCAUGCUUCUCAUGAAUUUACCCAACCUUGCUAGUUUGGUCAGUUACUCCUACGUUGGAAAAAGUCUUCAAUACAUCAUUGAAAAUAAGGAUCCAGCUUUCCGCUGUAAACUAGUCUACCUUCAUGAUACGGGUACCAAAGUGAAGGCGAUUAACGCUAUCGUUGAUACUUGCCCGCACCUACAGGACCUUUACAUAGACUCUCCUGAGGCGAACACCCUUGGAAAACUCUCCAAAGUCAACCUACGCCGCCUGAAGCUCUAUAAAUUUAGCUGUGCGGAGUUGCUCAACCUCUUGGAAUCUAUUGGAAACAGCUUGAGACAUCUGACUGUUAUCAAAGGUCACGGCACGAUGGAGAUCCACCGUCUCAUUCGUUGCUGUCCAAAUAUGGUUGAUCUGGAUUUCUACAUGAUGGAUUCGUUGAGCUUCUCCGGUGAUCAUGGAUUUGUCGACCUGCAGGGCUUGGAAAUCCUAAGCAGUCCGAUCUCGCAACCCGGUCUUCGAAACCUACUUAGCCUCUCCACUUCGCUCAAACGGCUAGCCAUCGACAGUGUUACCUUCAACGACGAGGACUUCAGUUCGCUCAUGAUUGAAAAGGAUUUCUACAGUUUGGAGGACGUCUGGUUCACUACCGCUCCGCACCUCUCCAUAGCUAGUGUUGAAAUCCUUAUGGACCGCUGUCCGGAGUUACAGAGCCUUGGUCAGCUGAGCGGUUGGUCCCUGACGCCGGACGACGUGACGCUGCUCCGUGGAAUCCUCAAAAGCUGUAACUCCUCCCUGUACUUGUCACCAUUUCGCAUUCCCUACCGACUGCGCCGAACAUUCCCAUUGGUGGUUUAAAAUUUUUACGCAUAAGAUUCUCGUUUUUGGCAACUCGUUCCCAAAUCCAUCCUUCCUUUUUUGUUUCUUUUGUUUUUUUUUCUUUUCUUCGCAUCCCGUUUCCGUUCCAGAUUGUGCAAUCACUGUGAUUCAAGGAGUUAACAGAACAGUGGUGUGCUCACGAGACGUUCGUCUGUCUAAUCGGUCCGGAGAUUGAUAAUAAUUAACAGUUCGAUGACCGGUACUUUGUGAUCUAUAACUGAAAUAAAGUGAUUCGAUUUUAAAUGUGUA